Messenger RNA from Aspergillus melleus, 1775 nucleotides. Its product is annotated as glycerol-3-phosphate dehydrogenase family protein. The transcript has 3 exons. Gene Ontology annotation, molecular function: NAD binding; glycerol-3-phosphate dehydrogenase [NAD(P)+] activity. NCBI's taxonomy places the organism in Eukaryota, Fungi, Ascomycota, Eurotiomycetes, Eurotiales, Aspergillaceae. Gene Ontology annotation, cellular component: nucleus; glycerol-3-phosphate dehydrogenase (FAD) complex; cytosol. Gene Ontology annotation, biological process: glycerol-3-phosphate catabolic process; carbohydrate metabolic process. The record is from RefSeq and is a predicted model, not a curated record. The coding region runs from base 269 to 1507 and encodes 412 amino acids.
GUUUUCCUUCUUAACCAAGAAUAGAUAAUUCGGUCCCUUGUUGGAAUGUUAGAAGCCUAGGAACAAGGAAACCUGAUGUUGGAAACCGUGCCCAGCGGAAACCAACGGAGGCGAUGAACACAUAGCUAUGACGACAUAGCACGGACCAACCUACUAACCAGGGAUAUAAACCAACACAAUUGACCAAAUCACGGUUCUGGUUUCCGUUACACAUUUCGUCCUCGAUUUUACUUAACUGAUUUUGACCUUUUGGAAAUAAAUCACAACCAUGUCUCCUCCGCAGCGAAAACAUAGAGUAGCCGUGAUUGGCUCAGGGAAUUGGGGCUCAACGAUUGCAAAAAUCGUCGCCGAGAAUACCAAAGCACACCCCGACAUCUUCGAAGAGGAAGUGCGUAUGUGGGUGUUCGAAGAAGACAUUCAGAUUCCCGAGUCCUCAAAACACCGCAAGCAGUUAGGCGACCAGACAUACAAGCUCACGCAGGUGAUUAACAAAGUACACGAGAAUGUCAAGUACCUGCCUGACAUCACACUCCCCGACAAUGUGGUCGCCAACCCUGACCUACCAGCAACGGUCAAGGAUGCCACCCUGCUAGUCUUCAACCUGCCGCACCAAUUCAUCUCCAAAACGCUGGACCAGAUCAAGGGCCACCACUUACCAUAUGCCCGUGGCAUCUCCUGUAUCAAGGGCGUCGACGUCUCGGAUGGAACAGUGACGUUGUAUUCCGAGCUGAUCAUGGAGAAACUGGGCAUCUACUGCGGUGCUCUUUCUGGCGCCAACAUCGCCACAGAGGUAGCGGCCGAGAGAUUCUGCGAAACCACCAUCGGCUACGAUCCUCCUCCUAUGGAUCUGAACAAACCCCACAGCGCCCCUGAAGACAACCUGAUCAAAAUUGACGUGCAACGACAAAAGAAGAGCAAGGCCACGCGCAUCCACCUCGAGCCAAUGCCGCAAGAAUACCCGCACGUGGACUCAACCUUGCUCGAGGACUUGUUUGAACGGCCGUACUUCCACGUCCACUGCGUGCGCGAUGUCGCUGCGGUUGCCCUAGGCGGUGCGUUGAAGAACAUCAUCGCUCUGGCCGCAGGCUUCGUCGUGGGGAAAGGAUGGGGAGAGAACGGAAAGGCCGCCAUUAUCCGUCUCGGAGUCCUAGAGAUGGUCCGGUUCGGACGAUACUGGUUCCCCAAGUCUGUUGAAGAGAGGACAUUUACAGAAGAGAGCGCCGGCAUCGCUGAUCUGGUGGCAUCUUGUAGCGCGGGCAGAAACUUUCGGUCUGCGUGCCAUGCAGCUGAGAAGGGAGUUAGUGUCGAUGAGAUCGAGAAGACGGAAUUGAACGGUCAGGUGUUGCAAGGGACUUCGACUGCCUAUGCGGUUAGGGACUUUCUUGCUAAGAAUGACCAGUUGGAGGAGUUCCCGCUGUUUGUGUCUGUUCAUGGAAUCCUUGAGGGCACUGCGAAAAUCGACGAUCUUCCAGCUUUGGUCAGUAAGAAGAGGACUGCGCGAUCGUAGACCUGCUGGGAUCAUCUUGAUAGAAAAGCCUGUAACGAACCGUAUAAGCAACUUGGGUAUAUAUUGCAAUCACUUGGUCCAUUUUCAUCUUGGCUGCCCGUCGUAAGCUCCAAUAUGUUUCAUCCUGCGGAUUAAACCCACAGACGAAGACUCGUACGACUAUGAAUAUUUUGCACAGCACGUAAAAAAGGGGCCCUCUUAAUCUGAGACACAAAAAAAGGCCCAAUCUCUGACUGCAAGAAUACCGUGUAUCGUGUGAUAAAAAGCC